Molecule: messenger RNA, 4883 nt
Organism: Malus domestica (apple)
Lineage: Eukaryota; Viridiplantae; Streptophyta; Magnoliopsida; Rosales; Rosaceae
Source: RefSeq, a predicted model, not a curated record
GCUUUCCCUCUCUCAUAAAAAAAAAAAAAAAAAAAUUAAUCAGAACGCUGCUUCUCGAAUUCUGUCUCCCUCGGCCAAGCUCCCCAUUCCCCGUUCAUUUUCGAACUUGGCACAGUGGAAUGCAACCCACGCGUCGAUAAUCGUGACUUCUUCUCCGCUUUUCCUUUCCUUUACGUUUUUCUCUCUCGCUGUCCAACCUCUCACGAAUUACAAACAAGGUGCUUUCUUGCUGGAAAAACCACUGAACCAGUAGAAUUUUCCUCGGUUCUUCAAUUCGAUUCGAACAAUUUUUUUACCCAGAAAAGCUAGCUUCCUGGUACAUGCCGUUGGAUUCCGUUUGCUGCUGCUGAUCUGCAGUUGGAAAGUGGAAGCCCCAACUUCGAGCUCAGAACUUGAAUUUCUCAAUCAUUCUUUUCUCUGCACUCUCAUCAGUCACUCUUGAUCCUCUCUCUGAGGAACUGGGAAUAAGUUUUUCUCAUCUAUUUGCAAACAAGUUUCGGUAUGUUCUUACUUCUCCUCAUGGCAAAAUGUUUUGUUUUUAGUAAUUGGCAGGCUUAAUGUAUAUGACAUUAUUUUUUUUUUUGGCAGCCAAUCACCGUACAAAGGUAAGGCUGAAGAGGAUGACGACGAGAAUAUUAGUGGUGAAUGUUAUUCCAGUUUAAUUAGGGGGAGAACAGCCAGACAAAGGAUUUGAUUGAGCAACAGGUGCAUCAACCAUAUAUUAUUACUACAACUGUACGAGGCCUCGGCGUUACAAGUGCCAUAACGGUGGAUACCCCCAUGACAACCCACGAAGCCUCCUCGUCAUCCUCCUCCAAGUCAAAACUUUGGAAUUACGACGUGUUCUUGAGCUUCAGCGGUGUGGACACACGCAAUGGCUUCACGGGCCACCUCCAUGCGGCAUUAACAGAGAGGGGAUACCAGGCUUAUAUCGAUGAGGACGAUCUAGAAAGAGGGGAAGAAAUAAAAGAGGAACUGUUCCGGGCAAUUGAAGAGGCGAGGAUCUCUAUCAUUGUCUUCUCAAAGAGUUAUGCGAACUCGAGUUGGUGUCUUGACGAGCUGGUGAAGAUCAUGAAGUGCAGAUACAAACUGGGGCGACGUGUUUUGCCAAUAUUCUAUCAUGUUGAUCCUUCACAUGUUAGGAAGCAGAACGGAGAUUUAGCUCAAGCAUUUCAGAAGCACGAAGAGGGCAUUCGUGAAGAAAAAGAUGACAAGGAACGUGAAGCUAAACAAGAAAGGGUAAAGCAAUGGAGAAAGGCUCUUACAGAAGCUGCAAAUUUGUCUGGCCAACAUCUUCAAAUCAUUGACAAUGGGCGCGAAGCAAAGCUUAUUAGAGAAAUUGUUGGCAAGAUCAUUACGGAAUGGCUUCCGGGUGCAAACGAAUUAAAUGUGGCCAAGCACCCGGUUGGAAUCAAUUCUCGCGUUCAAGAUAUUAUCAAUCAUCUUUCAGGUGGUGGAUCAAAUGACGUUGUCAUGGUUGGAAUUUGGGGGAUGGGUGGAUUAGGUAAAACAACAGCUGCCAAAGCCAUUUAUAACCAAAUUCAUCAUAAGUUCCAAUUCAAAAGUUUCCUUGCCAACGUUAGUGAAUAUGAUUUGGUUGAUUUGCAAGGAAAGCUUGUUUCUGACAUCUUGAAACAGACUGAGUCUAAGAUAACCAGUGUUGAUGGAGGUAUCAGUUUGCUAAAAAAUCAUCUCCAACGUAGAAGCGUACUUGUCAUUAUUGACAAUGUAGACAAAGUGGAACAACUAAAUGCCAUAGCUGGAAAUCGUGAUUGGUUUGGUCCAGGAAGUAGAAUUAUCAUAACGACACGAGAUGAAUGUUUACUAAAGCAAGUGAACAUGAAAGUGGACAAGACAUAUCCGCUUAAGGAAAUGAAUGAAGAAGAAGCUCUGAAGCUCUUUAGUUGGCAUGCCUUUGGAAAGAGUUGGCCUAAUGAAGGAUAUCUUGAACUCUCAAAAGAGGUUGUUUCUUACUGUGGUGGUUUGCCAAUAGCCCUUGAAGUUUUAGGUUCUUCUAUGAUUGAAAGAACCCCAAUAGAGUGGAAAAGUCAGUUGGAGAAAUUGAAAAAAUUUCCUGAUAAAGGAAUAAUGAAACCGCUAAGAGUAAGCUUUGAAAGGCUAGAUCCUACACAAAAGGAUAUAUUCCUUGACAUUUCUUGUUUCUUUAUUGGAUGGGAUAAGGACUAUGUCGCAAAAAUAUUAGAUGGAUGUAACUUUUUUGCAACAAUAGGAAUCAGUGACCUCCGUGAACGAUGCCUUAUAACUGUUGAAGACAACGUGUUGAAUAUGCAUGAUUUGCUUCGAGAAAUGGCCAAAUUAAUCAUUUCUGAAAAAUCCCCUCGUCAGCCUGGAGAGUGGAGUAGGUUGUGGAACCGGCAAGAGGUCAUUAAAGUAUUGAGAGAUAAAUCUGGAACUGAAGAAGUUGAAGGACUUGCUCUAGGUAUCCCUCCUCCUUGGCCUCCAAGGUCUAACAUGCCUGGGUUCAGUACAGAAGCAUUUGCCAAUAUGAAGAAACUGAGACUGCUCAAGCUCUACAACGUGCAGCUCAAUGGAGAAUACAAACAUCUCCCCAAGGAGUUAAUAUGGUUGUGUUGGGAAAGAUGCCCUUUAAAGUCCAUACCAGAUGACUUCUUUGAUCAACCAAGACUAGUUAUUUUAGAGAUAACAUCUAGCGACCUGGUACAAGUUUGGGAGGGCUCCAAGUCACUUGAAAACUUGAAGGUCCUUAAUCUUGGAAGUUGCUCUGACUUAAAAAAAUCACCAGACUUUUCAAAUCUCCCAAAUCUUGAAGAGUUGAUAUUGGAAAGGUGUAGGAGUUUGUCCGAUAUUCACCCCUCCAUUGGUCAUCUUAAAAAACUUUCUUUGGUGAACCUCACACGCUGCAAGAAUCUUAUUUCUCUUCCUGGGGAUUUCUACAGGUCCAAAUCCGUUCAGACUCUUGUUCUUGAUUUUUGUUGGCAAUUCAGUGAAUUGCCCGAGGGUUUAGGGAAGAUGAUAUCAUUGAGAGUACUUAAAGCAUCUACUACAGCCAUAAGACAAGUACCGCGUUCCACAGUAAGAUUGAAGAAUCUCACUCAUUUAUCUCUCAAUAAUUUUGUGGGAUCGAAGUUUCCUUUGCAAUUUCCCGAUUCGUUACACGGCUUAGACUCUUUAAGAAAUUUAGAUCUCUCAGUCAAUUAUUUUCAUACCCUACCCAGCCUCAGUGGUCUUUCAAAACUUGAAAGUUUGUGGUUAAGUUAUUGCUCCCAGCUUCAUACAAUCUAUGAUUUACCAACAAAUUUGAAAUUUCUGGAUGCAUCUAGUUGCUAUCGUUUGGUAACAAUGCCCAAUUUUUCGAAAAUGUCAAAUAUGAGGGAACUGAAUGUAUGUGAUUCACACGAACUCACUGAGGUUCCAGACUUGGAUAAGUCAUUAAACUCCAUGACAUGGAUUGAUAUGAGUAAGUGCACCAAACUCACGGCUGAUUUAAGGAGGAACGUCCUAAAGGGAUGGACUUCUUGCGGAUAUGGUGGCAUUUUUCUCAAUGGGAAUUAUGUUCCUGAUUGGUUCGAGUUUGUCAAUGAUGGUAAUGAAGUUAGCUUUGAUAUUCCCCCGGGUGAUGGUCGUAGUUUUGAAGGGCUAACUCUGUUAUGCUUUUACCGCUCUUAUCUUGAUCGGCCAAGACCUUAUAUGAGAGGUAAAGAUGGUCAUCCUCGUGCUAGUAUUGAUAUAAAUAAUACCAAGCGUACUGAGUUACAGACUUGCAUAGGCAAGGAAGAUUGGGUUACAAAAAUGCGCGAUAUUGUAUUUGAAAGCUGUUAUCUUUGGCAAGGUCAAAUAUCAAACGAUAAGCUCAAUUUGCAAAGCGGGGAUAAAGUUGAUAUAACUUUUGAAAUACCAAUGAAAGGCGGUGCAUUUAAUUAUGCGAAAACUAAUGCAUUUAAUUAUGCGAAAGCUAAGGGAAUAGGGGUUAAUCUAGUAUGGGACAAACCUAUGAAGGAAAAUAUGCACGAUUUUGAUCUUGAUGGUAGGUUUUUCAUCCAGAGACACAAUCAAGGUGGUGAUGCAUCGUCAUCAUCACAUGUUUGAGUCAGAUCACAAUCAGUUCGUCAAACGCCUCUUUCAAAUUUCCCUGCGGCAGUUGUUUUUCCCGGUUAUUUAACCGAAACAUCAAGGGUAGUCCGGCCCAGAAGCACCAAAAAUAUCUUUAUCUCUCUACACUGAUGCAGUCACUCCCGACCGGAAGUAAUGGGAAGCUUAUUGGGAGGAGCGACCUAAAUUCUGAGCAAAUCGUCGUCCGCUUUCUUCUUCCUCAAUCCAAAUUCGAAGCUUUCUCUUUUCCAACCAUCCAAAUCCCCUCGCCUCCUCCGCCCCUUCGGGAUCAUGGCCUCCGCCGACGCGUUCGUCAAGGGCAGCGUCCACCCAAAUGGCGUCGCCGUCAUCACCCUCGGUCGGCCCCCAAGCUCUCAACGCCAUGAACCUAGAUAUGGAUGUGAAAUACAAGAGCUAUCUGGAUGAAUGGGAAUCUCACCCAAAUGUGAAGUGUGUUCUUUUUGGUAGCCGCUAGGCUCGUGCCUUUUGUGCGGAAAGGACAUUAAAAUGGUUGUUGCCGAAAUUCAAAAGGACAAAAACACACCUCUUGUGCCGAAGGUUUCUACAUUACGCUUUGCUUUGAACUAAAGUUGUUUCUUGUUUAGUGUUCAUUUUUGUUUGCAGGGGGUGAUGUGAAGCAGAUCAUGGCCAAAAACCAACCACCAAAUAUGAUUGAGGUAUCCACUGCUGAGUAUUCUCUAAUAUGCAAAAUCUCUGAGUACAAGAAGCCCUUUAUAAGCUUCAUUGAUCGCAUAACAAUGGUCUUUGGUGUUGACCUAUCAGGUCACGGUCACUACCGGAUCAUUACAAAG